GGUGCCCCACGAGCUGAAGCUGUGGUCUCAGGCGUUUAUACUGAAGUCAUAUUCGACACCGGUUGUACUUCAAACAUAGUUAGUCUAGACUUAAUCAGAAAGUUAAAGAUUACCUGUUUGGAGGAUGCUGGAGAGAUUGCUAUAGUUUUUGCGGAUGGUCAAGCACGCCGCCCCGUUGGUUUUAUUCGUGAUUUGAUAGUGAGCAUUGGUAAUUUUAUCAAGGAGCCCAUUGAUGCCUAUGUGUAUGACACCAAUCAACAAUACGAUUUUAUACUGGGUCGUCUUGGUAUGCACAAGCUUAAAAUUGGUAUCGAUUGGUCGGCGCAUUUCUGGUAUUCUAACACUGAGAACCGUGGCGUGGUCCCUAUAAAGGUCUAUUAUCAUAAGAAAAGGUCCAUUUCUGAUGUUUUUGGGGAUGGUUCAGAUACUUCCAGUGAUUCCCCGUUGGAUACUGAGACCGAGGAUGAAAGCAGCUUAGAAGAGGGUGACUCAGAGGAAGCUUUUUAUCUGAUCCCAUGCGAAGAAGGUCAAGGAGAAUUUACCUUUGUCAAUCCUGAGACGAAAGAGUCUACGCUUGUACGAGAAAGGACGUCUAAAGAGCUCAAUAAUCACCGUUUGGAACCCACCCUUCUAACGGAACCAAGACUGGGUCAAGAUGAUCGUUUGGGAACCCUGCUAGAUCGAAUCAAGCUGUAUGACCACUUGACUCCAGCUCACAAGGAACGAUUGCUGUCUCUCGUAAUGAAGUACUCCACGUGCUUUGGGACAUCGUAUAGCCAUCUCAAGGUCACCAAUCUGGUCAAGUUCUGCGUAGAUACAGGAGACAGUAAACCAAUUUACAAUCGUCCGUAUGCAUUUAUUCCAUUGUCAGAAAGGGAUUUCAUGAGAAAAGAGCUACAAGAAAUGGUGGAAGCUGGUGUUUUAAUUCCUACCACCCAUACCCCCGACAAUUCUUCUGGUGCUGGUUGGUCUUUCCCUUGCCGGUACAUCAAGAAAGCUAAUGGUCAGAGAAGGUUGAUCACCAAUUUUAUUGGCCUCAAUCAAGUCACGAAGAGGGAUACCUGGCCCAUGAACAAUACGGUGGAUGUUAUCGAGUGUUUGUCGGGAAGCAAGGUCUACUCUUCGUUGGAUAUGCUU
Messenger RNA from Mucor mucedo, 1137 nucleotides. RefSeq lists its product as uncharacterized. Lineage: Eukaryota; Fungi; Mucoromycota; Mucoromycetes; Mucorales; Mucoraceae. The record is from RefSeq and is a predicted model, not a curated record. The annotation marks the transcript as partial. The transcript has a single exon.